Cornus florida is the source of this 2107-nucleotide messenger RNA. RefSeq names its product thylakoidal processing peptidase 1, chloroplastic-like. Gene Ontology annotation, cellular component: chloroplast thylakoid membrane. The transcript is spliced from 6 exons. Gene Ontology annotation, biological process: thylakoid membrane organization. The record is from RefSeq and is a predicted model, not a curated record. Bases 316 to 1473 code for a protein of 385 amino acids. Lineage: Eukaryota; Viridiplantae; Streptophyta; Magnoliopsida; Cornales; Cornaceae. Gene Ontology annotation, molecular function: serine-type endopeptidase activity.
GACUCCGAUGUUUAGCAAAUCACUACGUCUCUCGAUCUUGAUCUCGAUCUCUUUGGGAGAUCGCUCAGACUUUUGAGUUCCCCUGAUUGUCUUCUUCAUCUGUAUCACAAAACAAAACCUUCCAAUUUUGUUCGGCUUCCAAUUAUUUUCUCGCAGUUUUAGGUUAACACCUCGAUUCAACCCUACCGUCUCCGACCUACUGAUUUUUUCAAUACCGAUGGCAUCUCUUCUCUUGUAGAGUUCAUCUCGCGACAAAUUUUGAUCUCCGAAACCACUCUGUUACUCAUCUUCAUCCAGUUUUUUCAAAUCAUAACCAUGGCGAUCCGACACACAGUCACGUACUCCGGGUACGUGGCGCAAAACCUAGCCUCAUCAGCCUCCAGCAAGUUCGGAAGCUGCAAGCUCUUUCAAGAAUGCGUCACCCGAUCUCGAUUCUUCGGCCCCAACCAGAAGCCGGAAGUCGACCCCAAGAACUACGACUUCAGGCGGCCGAAGCCGAAUUGCUGGGCCAAGGAUUCGGCUUCGAUAUGUUCGACAAUCGCCGGUGAAAUACUAGGCGAGAAUUGUACCAGACCUCUAUUUUUAGGGUUGAUCUCGUUAUUGAAUCCGUUGGGCGGUGCUUCUUCUCAAAUGGGGGUUAUGGGAAUUUCUCCCCUUAGAGCCUCUUCAAUCCUUCCAUUUUUGCAAGGAUCCAGGUGGCUACCCUGUAACGAACCCGUUCCGAGAGCGAGUAAUGAGGUUGAUAGAGGUGCAACACGGUGUAGUGAAGCCCAAACCGUCAAAGCCGUCAGAGCUGUUUCCCAGAAUUUGGCGAACAGUUUUGCCGAAACCGAAGUCAAAGCCGUCAAAGCCGUUUCCCAGGAUUUGCCGAAUAGUUUUAUCUCUAAAGCCUCUCAGAGGAAUAAUUGGCUUUCCAAGUUAUUAGGUUAUUGCUCAGAGGAUGCAAAGGCCGUUUUCACGGCCUUGAGUGUCACUAUUCUUUUCCGAUCACCGUUGGCCGCUACAAAUUCUAUCCCCACAUCUUCUAUGUCACCAACUUUUGAUCCCGGUGACCGCAUUUUAGCAGAGAAGGUUUCUUAUAUUUUCAGAAGACCUGAAGUUUCAGAUAUUGUGGUAUUCAAGCCCCCUCCAUAUCUCCAGGUGGGCGACCAGGUCUUCGUAAAAAGAGUUGUGGCAAAGGCUGGGGACAUUGUUGAAGUCCGUAACGGUAAAUUGAUGGUGAAUGGGGAAGCUCAAGAUGAAGAUUUCAUUUUAGAGCCACUUAAGUAUGACAUGCCACCUGUGCUUGUACCUGAGGGUUACGUGUUUGUGAUGGGAGACAACCGGAAUAACAGCUUUGACUCCAAAAAUUGGGGUCCGCUCCCUAUCGAAAACAUCGUUGGUAGAUCUGUGCUUCGUUACUGGCCACCCACCAAAAUAACAGACACUAUAUAUGAAUCAGGUGCUGGGAAGAAAGCUCUUGAUGCUUCUUGACGCAUGACGCAUCCUCUGCUUGUGGAGGGAAAGAUAACAGAAACUUCUAUCCAGAUCCCGCAUAAAAUUAUUUUGCUCAUUUUCGAGCAGUUUGUGAAUAUUCCACCCUUUUCUGUCUUAUGCCUUUUUAUUUGGACUAGGCUCACCGAUCAGUGUAUCAUAGUUGGUGGUGACCAUUGCCGAAUCUGUGUUCGUUUAUUUGUAUCCGCUUCCAAAUUUUUUUGCUACCAAAAGAGUGGAAAAAGAUGGAAAGAAAUUGUUAUGUUUUGAAAUGUUGUUUUGAGAGAGCUUGUCAAAUGGCUGGAAGUUAUGCGGUGGUCAAGUAAGCAAAACUGGUUGCUACCCAAGUUUGAAGCGCUUCAUGCAGUCCAGGCCAUGAGACUAUGAGGUGGAACUCCAGAGCUAGUCUACGAACCUUAGAACUGUUAAAAUCGAGUUUCGUUCACACGAGCUAAUUUCAAGAGCUUGUGACCCUUGCGAAGAAUCCCUGUAAUCAAGGAAUUGGGUUCAUUUUGGGGAGUUCUCCAUUCAAGCUCGCUAGAUGCAUCGAAGAUUAGCUUGGAGUUUUGGACUGAUUUCUGGCCAUUGUAUUAUGAAUAAAAAAGCUAUUCUUAAUGGAAUGAUUUUUAUGAAA